Notothenia coriiceps (black rockcod) is the source of this 1159-nucleotide messenger RNA. RefSeq names its product polymerase (DNA-directed), delta 3, accessory subunit (gene pold3). The coding region runs from base 350 to 1144 and encodes 264 amino acids. Lineage: Eukaryota; Metazoa; Chordata; Actinopteri; Perciformes; Nototheniidae. The transcript has 8 exons. Gene Ontology annotation, cellular component: nucleus; delta DNA polymerase complex. Gene Ontology annotation, biological process: DNA replication; DNA synthesis involved in UV-damage excision repair; DNA strand elongation involved in DNA replication. The record is from RefSeq and is a predicted model, not a curated record. Gene Ontology annotation, molecular function: DNA-directed DNA polymerase activity.
UGUCUGACUAUAUCAUGUUAUUUUAUUUUUUUGUAUUCGUGGUUAUAAAGUACUGAACAACAGAGAAUGUUUUAUGAAAUAGGAUUUUACUGACAAAUGACAUCUCAUCAUUUGAUUAUCUAUUCUGCAGGAAGGAGGAAUAAUAACAGAGUAGGCCUACACUUAAAAACGUAAACAAACAAAAAAUCCGCACAACACCGGUGUUCAUCUGCAGAGGGCGCCCUGCAGCCUCUCAUCCCACCGGAGGACAGAACAGACAUGUGAUAUUUAACCGGAUGUAAAUAAACUGCCUUCCCGCGCAGUUAAAUCGGCUCAACAACGCAUCCACAUCCACAGAUAAUCUGACAAAAUGGACGAGCUUUAUUUGGAUAACAUCGACGAAUAUGUCAAUGACCAGGAUAAGAUAGUGACCUAUAAAUGGCUGAGCCUCACUCUGGGAGUCCAUGUCAACACAGCCAAACAAAUGCUCUUCCAUUAUUUGGAUCACAAGAGGAAGGAGAGUUCGGCUCAGCUCCAUGCCACCUACCUCGUGUCAGGAAAGUGUGUGGAGAACGGCCAAGCGAGUCACAAGGUGUCUGUUAUAAAAGAGGACAAGUUGGAAGACUUCAAAUCCAAGAUGAGCUUGAUAGUCAGUGUCCACGUCUACAGUGUGCAGAAAGCUUUGCUGAAAGACAGCGGUCCGCUCUACAGCGUGGACUAUGAUGCCGUGAAGGACAAUAUGAAAAACUGCAGCAAGUACAGUGCGAUCCGCUGUGCCGGGGCAGUGCCCGUGUCCUCUGUGGAGCAGACGAGAGAAAUCAGGAGAGCUCCUUCCCCAGAGCCUGAGAGCAAAAAGUCUGGCAUGAACGGGAGUGCUCAUCAGGCAUCGAAGCCUUCCACCAAGCCACAGAAAGGCAUCAUGGGAAUGUUUGCGAGUAAGACUUCUUCUAAGAACCAGGAUAACGGCAAAGAGGUUAAGUCUGAGCAGAAGGAGGAAGCACCUGUGGAUGAUGCCCCCAAAAGCAAGCCAGCUGUAAAAGCCAAUCCUAUGAUGAACUUCUUUGGGAGCCAAGUAGCAAGUGAGUAUUACCUUCACCUUUUCAUAGUUUUCAAAACCUUAGUGCAAUGUUUUUCUCGCUACUCUAAUAUUAUUCUGUUUCCGUAAAAAGAAUCCAACAAA